AUGCUAUUUUCUGAAUUAUCUCCAUUUGCUUCCUCAUUUUCCUCAAUUAUAGUGUCAGAAAUAGGUGAUAAAGUAUAUGAUAUAAAUAUAAUAGACAUUCUUUAUUACAGCAAUUUUAGGAAUGACUUAUUCUAUGAGUUUAGUGUUUCUAGGUUCUUAUACAGCAAUGGUUUUAAUGACUUUGUUAUCAUGUUUCUUUGGAUUUAUAUUACCUUAAAUUUUGAAUCCCACAUAUACACAUAUUAUGGCUUGUAUAAUGUUUUUUUACUUCGGAUAAAAAUUGUUGAGAGAAUUCUUAAGUUCAGAUCAUAAAGAAAAUGACGAUGAAGAAUAAGAAGCAGUCUUAGAAGUUAAUAAGGUGAAAUCUAGACUUACUAAAUAAUCAGAUUCAAAGAGUAUAUCAAAUUUAGAAGUUCUAAGAGCUGCUAUUGUAUUAACCUUUUUAGCUGAAUGGGGAGAUAGAAGCUAAAUUACAACUAUUGCAUUGGCUACAGAAGAGACAUUUGUAGUACUUGUUGGUGCAUUACUUGGUCACUUUAUUUGUACAAGUACAGCAGUACUUGGAGGUAAAAUGAUCUCAUCAAAAAUUCCAGAAAAAUACGUAUUAUUUUUAAAAUAUUAUAAAUUUAGAUCCAUCUCUGUGGAGGUAUUCUUUUUAUCUUAUUCGGAUUGCAUAACAUUAAAAUGCUUUUAUGA
Molecule: messenger RNA, 696 nt
Organism: Paramecium sonneborni
Lineage: Eukaryota; Ciliophora; Oligohymenophorea; Peniculida; Parameciidae
Source: the annotation of a GenBank genome assembly